Messenger RNA from Botrytis porri, 855 nucleotides. RefSeq lists its product as uncharacterized. The transcript has 2 exons. The record is from RefSeq and is a predicted model, not a curated record. Lineage: Eukaryota; Fungi; Ascomycota; Leotiomycetes; Helotiales; Sclerotiniaceae. The coding region runs from base 1 to 855 and encodes 284 amino acids.
AUGCAUUUCAGCAAGCCAGCUCUCGUCGCUGCUUCCUUCUUAUGGGCUACCACUUUUGCCUCUCCCAUUAACUCUCCAGCCAUACUAAGAACUAGAGGACUCAUCGGUGGCUCCACGACCGAUAACAAUACCAAAAGUACUGCAGGAAGUACCACUACCGACAAUGCUGUAGGAAAUGACAAUACGAAAAAUGCUUCAGAAAGUAAUGCUGUCGAGGAUGCUAUAGGAAAUCUGAAUUUGAAAGAUAUUACAGGAGGUCUUAGUGCCCGCGAUGUUGAAAGGCUUCAUCAUGGCCACAAGAGUCAAGAAGGCGAGAUUGUCGACGAUGCACUUGAUAUCGCCGACGAUGCUACACCUGGUGGCUUUAUUGACCAUGUUAAAAAGCGUGGCAUUGUCGGCGAUGGUGCGGGAGGUCCUAUUGCCCGCGAUGUUCUUAGGCGUCAUCAUGGCCACAGGAAUAAAGGAAAUGGCACAUCCGGCGGUGCAGUUGAUACUACCAAAGAUGCCACAGGAGGUCAUGAUACGAGCGAUGCUGCAAACAGUAUUGUCAGCGAUACUACAGGAGGUAUCCUUGGUGGUAUUGGAAAGCGUGAUGAUGUCAGCGACGAUUCAGUAGACCAUGCUGCUCGCGGUAACGCGAAAGAUGCUGUGAAAGAUUCUACAGGAGGGACUGGAUUUCUUACUGGUAUUUUGAGGCGUCUUGUUCUCCGCGAUAAUGACGGCGCUGUACACGAUGCCAAUCAAGCCGCACACGAUGCCAACCAAGCUGUACACGAUGCCAACAAAGCUGUACAUGAUGCCAACCAGAUUGUACAUGGUACCCUGCAUGGAUUGCUCAGUGGGAUCCUACGCUGA